This is a messenger RNA of Trichoplusia ni (cabbage looper), 3151 nucleotides long. Its product is annotated as E3 ubiquitin-protein ligase RNF25. Bases 202 to 1188 code for a protein of 328 amino acids. Lineage: Eukaryota; Metazoa; Arthropoda; Insecta; Lepidoptera; Noctuidae. Gene Ontology annotation, biological process: protein ubiquitination. The transcript is spliced from 7 exons. Gene Ontology annotation, molecular function: protein binding; ubiquitin protein ligase activity. The record is from RefSeq and is a predicted model, not a curated record. Gene Ontology annotation, cellular component: nucleus.
GUCGACGAUUCCAAGUGUAACAACUCUAACAUAACAAAUUAUUUGUUAUCUAUGGAAGAGUUAUCAUGAUUGAUUUUUGUUGCGAAUUGUCCUGAAGUCCCAGCUGUUCGGUUGCAUUGGCUUCGGCUGCAGUGCGCGUGUCUGAACUGAAUGCACCCCCCUAAAUCCCGGGCCUAGCUAAAGCUAUUACAUCCAGUCACCAUGUCGGCCGUCGUAGACGAAAGGGUAUCUGACGAAGUCGAAGCUUUGGAAGCAAUUUUAAUGGAUGAUGUAGUGAUAAAGCGCGUAGGUGAUGUGCCCGAUAUCAUUGAAACGGUUGUUCAUCCGUCUACGGGUGAUGAUACUGACCAGCAAUUCGUUUGCGUGACCCUGGAGGUGAAGUUGACUCCGGAGUACCCGGACACCAGCCCCGACGUGGUGCUGAGGAACCCGCGGGGCCUCGACGACAUGCUGCUGGCCAGUAUUAAUUCACAAAUCAGAGAGAAACUCAAUGAUUGCCUGGGUCAGCCAGUCGUUUUUGAGCUUAUUGAGCUGAUCCGUGAAAAUCUUACGGAGCGAAAUCUGCCUAGCGGUCAGUGCGUCAUUUGUCUUUUCGGUUUCACCGCUGGAGAUGUGUUCAUCAAGACGCAGUGCUAUCACCACUUCCACAGCCACUGCUUGGCCACCCACCUCAUCUCUGGGCUGCGGAAUUACCAGGAGGAGUAUGAGAUACUGCCCAACUGGCAGCAGAUGUCUGUAUCACCUUAUCAGCAAUCAUGCCCCGUAUGCCGCACCAUCGUGACCUGUGACGUAGAGACUCUGAGGAAGGCUCCUCCCCCGCUGGAGUCGAUGACCGCUGCUCCAUUCUGCGUUACUGAUGAACUGAAGGACUUGCAGCAUAAGAUGUCUGCUCUCCUGGCUCAACAGCGGGCUAAGGGCGGAGUUGUCAGCACUGGCUAUACUGGACCCCCACCGCUGACCAUCACCACGCCUGCCGAUAACGAGAAUAAUGUGGUUGCCACGAACGGCCCGCCUGCCGCCGAAGCCGCCGCCAAGCCCGAGCCGGCCGCGCCGCGCCACAACGGAAACGGCUCCAACAGCAACUCGUCGCCCGGGUCGCCGAAUGGACGUCCCGUUUACCGCGGCCCGUUCAGGGGCUUCAACCGGCGCGGUAAGCCCGGGCGGCGGGGCCGCGGUGGUGCGCGGUGACCCGCGUGUCCCACGCAGCCGCCGCGAGCCGCAUAGCCGCCCGCGCGACCCACACCGCUCACACACGCCACACACACCACACACACCAUACACACCGUACACAUCAUACACACCUCACACAACACACGAACACACACACUGCAGCUUACACUACAACUAACAUGCUGCUACAUCAUGUCCCGAAAUGCGGCAGGUAUUUGGAAAAUUUGUCUGAAAUGCGUCGAUUUUAUAUCGUCACUGCCAGUAGUAAAAAUCAUUUUCCAAAAUAACACGCAAUCUUGGAUAAUUUGUACCAGAAUUGUCUUUUUAACAUCUAUUCCAAAAGAAGUAAAAGACAUUUUAUUCAGAAAUAUUAGAGUUAUCAUGUUACUACCAAGUUCAAUGAAAAAAUCCCACCUGCUUAAUCAAAUAAACAUCGUCGCUGUAACGCCAUAUUACUCCUUAACGCGCCGUGUUUGGGACAUGCACGUGGUUUCGAAUGGUUCUAGUGUAAAAUAUAGUGUAUUGCGGCAAUCUGAUGCGUGCCGAGUCUUCUGCCAAUAUAUAUUGAACUUAUAUACAUGUUUAAGACUCCAGUUAUUGCUGGACAUAUCAAUUUACGCGUUUUAUUACCUGUCCGUGAUUGCCAAAUUACAGUCCUUUAAAUCGCCAUUUUUAAUGACGUCGCACAAAAUGGCGCACACUGAUGUACGACUUCCUGACUUUACUCCGUUACUGUCGGCCAUAUUGUUUUUCAUUUUGACAGUAAACAGAGUAAUAAGACAGGUGGUAGGAAAAACAUGGACUUAUUUAAAUACAGGGUCUACUUUUUUAAAACGGACUGAACCGUACCUUUCGAGACUGACGAUUUACCCUAGUUGCCACAUCCUGUGUAUAGGUUUGGAAGCGUUUGGUGCGCUUUCUCCAGUGAUUAAAAUAAACCAUAUCAUUUUGACAAACCGUAUAUUUAUUAUCAACGUACUUUCGAUACGAAUUUAUUUGCAGAAUAAAUUGCCUUCAUGAUAGUAAACUUAUUUGUUCUAUCUAUGCUCUCUAUUACUCAUAUUUUGUAUGAAAUUUCAAUAUACGGUGCAAAUUUUACCGAAUUAAACACUGCCCCUGUGAAUUCACAGACUUUUUAAACACUUUAGAUAGGUUUUUUUAUUGAAGCAGUAUUAUUAUAGGCAUAAUAUAAAUAUACUGAACAAUAGUAUACGUGUAAUGUAUUUUACAUCUUCAAACCUUCCAUCAAUUUAUUAUUAGUUUACAUAAAUCGUCAGUCCUUUCGUUAACGCUAUUUCGUUAUCACACUUCGUAAAGUAGACCUUGCCUAAAAAUAAAUAAAUUGGUCUGAAAUACUUAUUUAGAAACAAUCAUAUUGCGCAAAAUUUGUCAGAGAAGCGAAUUGUCCCAAAAUUAAAUAAUCAUAAAUCUUGCAAAUCUGUCUAUGACUGGAGUCAAUUUCAUUUAUUUAUUUUACAAUUUAUAAAGCAGAAGACCUCACACUCAGUCAGAUUAAAACACGUAACAAUUUGUGCAUUAACGUCAACUUUGACGUUUUACCAUAGACAAGAUAAGCGUUCGGAACACAAACCACUUUAUAUAAUUUAGUUAUUUGAAUACACUUUAGUUAGGUUUUUGAUUGGGCAGCCAUCAAUUGGCAAGCUUACAUAAGCUAGACAGAAAAAAUGGUUAUAAACAAAAAAAUUGUUUUAGGAAAACAAAAAAAAAACUUUAUUAUAAUUUGCUUGUUUGUGUUCUGAGUGCUGUUCGUACACUGCAACAUUAAUAUAUGUAACAGCAAGAUGCCAAAGUUGGACGGCACAAAAUAAUAAUAAUAAUCGUAAUAGAUGUUCAAUGUACUCUUAGCUUAAAGGCACGUUUCUGUGACGAAUCCUAGUCAGAACCCUAGUAUUCCACAUAAUUAAAUUUUAAUCAUAACUGUUUCUACGUGUCAAAUGUUUGUGAUGUUCGGACAAUUUAA